Paramecium octaurelia is the source of this 211-nucleotide messenger RNA. Lineage: Eukaryota; Ciliophora; Oligohymenophorea; Peniculida; Parameciidae. The record is from the annotation of a GenBank genome assembly.
AUGAAUAUGAUCAGAGGUAAAAAUGGAGAUGAUUUUUGUAUACAACAAUAUUUAUUAUAUAGUUGGUUUGCCUAAAGCUAAUUAAAAUUAAAACUAGAACCAGAUUAAAAAAAAUGAAAGAGAAAAGACUGAUGAUCAAGCGAAUAAAUAAAUGCAAAACAUUAUUUAGCAAGCUCUAAAAUAAGAGGAUAAUAAAGAUUAAAAUAAAUGA